Molecule: messenger RNA, 1699 nt
Organism: Paramecium octaurelia
Lineage: Eukaryota; Ciliophora; Oligohymenophorea; Peniculida; Parameciidae
Source: the annotation of a GenBank genome assembly
AUGGGUUGUGGAUCAAGCAAAUAAACAGAAGUGGAUAAUCCAAACAAAAGUAGUUAAAUCCUAUUUUUCCCUUAGUUAAGGAUGUUGCUCACUUCACAAUUUCUUCUCAUGGAAUGGUUGCUGAAAAACAUGGAUCUAUAGCACGUGAUUAUACUCUCCUUAAACCACCCAUAGGAAAAGGUUUAAAUUGAUGAAUAUCAAAGGGGUUUUUGGAGAAGUCAGGAAGGCAAUUCACAAGGUCACAAAUCAAGUUAGGGCAAUAAAAGUAAUUUCUAAAGUUAAGGCAAGCAAAGCAGAGGUGGAGAGAUUGAGAAUAGAGAUUGAAAUCUUGAAAAGAUUAGUAACAAUUGAAUAUCAACAAUAGGAUCAUCCAAAUAUAAUAAGAAUUUAUGAGUUCUAUUAAGAUAUUAAAAAUAUCUAUAUUGUAACUGAAUUAUGCACAGGAGGAGAGUUAUUCGAUAAAAUUUAAGAUCAAUAGGUCUUUUCAGAGAGAAGGGCUGCAGGAACUAUGAAACAGAUACUUAGUGCUGUUAAUUAUCUUCAUAAAAGUAAAAUAGUUCAUAGGUUAAUAAUAUUAAUAUUUGGCUAGAGAUUUGAAGCCUGAGAAUAUUUUAUACGAGUCAAAUAAACCAUAGGCACUAUUAAAGAUUGUUGACUUUGGUGCUAGUAGAGUGUUUGAGUCAGGUUACAAAAUGAAUCAGAAAUUGGGAACAGUAUAAAUCUAAAUUAAUCUUAAGCCAUAUUAUAUAGCGCCUGAAGUUUUGGAGAGGAGAUACGAUGAAAAAUGUGAUGUGUGGUCUUGUGGUGUGAUUUUGUAUAUCUUGCUUUGUGGAUUUCCCCCUUUUAAUGGGGAGACUGAAGAGGAGAUCCUAUAAAGCGUUAGAGAAGAUCAUUUCAACUUUGAUGGUGAAUAGUGGAGUUAGAUUUCUUAAGAAGCAAAAUUACUGAUAACAAAAAUGUUAGAGAGGGAUCCCAAAAGGAGAAUUAGUGCGGAAUAAGCUUAAAGAGACUAAUGGAUAACUACAUAUGUAAAAAAGACUGAGAUGAAUUUAACUUAAUUAACAGAGGUUCUUAAUAAUUUAAGAACAUUCAGAGUUGAGAAGAAAUUCUAAUAGGCUGCAUUAACCUUUAUGGUUAAUUAAAUGGCUACAAGUCAAGAGAAAUAGGAGUUAUUAUAAUAAUUUUAGGCUUUGGAUCUGAAUGGGGAUGGAAGAUUGUCAAAAGAAGAAUUAGUUAUUGGUAUCUCUUAAUUAAUAUUGGCCAGGAUAUUCGAAAGUAAUGAGCUAUACUGAUGCAGAGUUAGAAGUAAAUAAAUUGAUGAAGUAUAUUGAUUAAGAUAAGAACGGAAGCAUUGAUUAUUCAGGUUUAACAUCUAUAUAUAAAUAAAUGUAGAAUUUGUAUUGGCUACGUUUAAUAAAGUGAAACUUAUUGAAGAUUCAAGAUUAGAAUAAGCUUUUAGAAUUUUUGAUAAGGAUGGAAGUGGCUCAAUUUCAAUUGAUGAAAUCAAAGGCAUAUUUGGAUGCAAUGAUGCAGCUGUUAGCGAUGAAGUUUGGAAGGAAUUAUUGGCUGAAGUAGAUGCUAACGGUGACGGUUCUGUAAACCCUUUAUAUAUUUCAAGAUUUCCUUUUAAGAAUUUAAAGAAAUAAUUAUCAAAGCAAUCUACACUAACAGCCCAGAGUAAAGACCUAAAAGUGAUUGA